UUUCAGUUUCCCACUGCGCCGCCCCAGAGCAGCUCUCCCCAGCCAAGCACUGACAGGGACUGUAACUGUGUGGAGGGUCUGAGAAAGUUGCCAUAGAAGAUGUGUGAAGAAGAGGACAGCACCGCACUGGUUUGUGACAAUGGCUCAGGACUGUGCAAGGCGGGCUUUGCUGGGGAUGAUGCUCCGAGAGCUGUUUUCCCUUCCAUCGUGGGACGUCCCCGGCACCAGGGUGUGAUGGUAGGAAUGGGACAGAAAGACAGCUAUGUAGGUGAUGAGGCUCAAAGCAAAAGAGGUAUCCUGACGCUGAAAUAUCCCAUUGAGCAUGGAAUCAUCACCAACUGGGAUGACAUGGAGAAGAUUUGGCAUCAUUCUUUCUACAAUGAGCUGCGAGUUGCCCCUGAAGAGCAUCCAACUCUGCUUACAGAAGCUCCAUUGAACCCUAAAGCUAACCGAGAGAAAAUGACACAGAUUAUGUUUGAGACUUUCAAUGUACCAGCCAUGUAUGUUGCUAUUCAGGCUGUUCUGUCCCUCUAUGCUUCUGGCCGAACAACAGGGAUCGUACUUGACUCCGGUGACGGUGUAACCCACAAUGUGCCAAUCUACGAAGGCUACGCACUGCCUCAUGCCAUCAUGCGCCUGGACUUGGCUGGCCGCGAUCUGACCGACUACCUCAUGAAAAUCCUGACAGAGCGUGGCUACUCAUUUGUUACUACUGCUGAGCGUGAAAUUGUCCGUGACAUCAAAGAGAAGCUCUGCUAUGUUGCCCUGGACUUUGAAAAUGAGAUGGCUACAGCUGCUUCUUCAUCCUCCCUUGAAAAAAGCUAUGAGCUACCUGAUGGCCAAGUGAUCACAAUAGGGAAUGAGCGUUUUCGCUGCCCAGAGACCCUCUUCCAACCCUCUUUCAUUGGCAUGGAAUCUGCUGGCAUUCAUGAAACCACCUAUAACAGCAUCAUGAAGUGCGACAUUGAUAUCAGAAAGGACCUUUAUGCAAACAACGUCCUUUCUGGUGGCACCACUAUGUAUCCUGGCAUUGCAGAUCGGAUGCAGAAGGAGAUCACUGCCCUCGCACCCAGCACUAUGAAAAUCAAGAUUAUUGCUCCUCCUGAACGUAAGUACUCCGUUUGGAUUGGAGGUUCGAUCCUUGCUUCCCUUUCCACCUUCCAGCAGAUGUGGAUCAGCAAACAGGAAUACGAUGAGGCUGGGCCAUCUAUCGUACACCGCAAAUGCUUCUAAAUUUCUUCCUCCUGUUCUCUCUCUCUUUGAGCACAUUACUGUGAAUGUAUUCAGGAA
Molecule: messenger RNA, 1290 nt
Organism: Euleptes europaea (tarantolino)
Lineage: Eukaryota; Metazoa; Chordata; Lepidosauria; Squamata; Sphaerodactylidae
Gene: ACTA2
Product: actin alpha 2, smooth muscle
Exons: 9
Coding region: 100-1233 (377 amino acids)
Source: RefSeq, a predicted model, not a curated record